This is a messenger RNA of Durio zibethinus, 401 nucleotides long. RefSeq lists its product as uncharacterized. The record is from RefSeq and is a predicted model, not a curated record. NCBI's taxonomy places the organism in Eukaryota, Viridiplantae, Streptophyta, Magnoliopsida, Malvales, Malvaceae.
CUCCUUUGGCAACUGCAAAAGUGCAUCAUAGCUUGUCACAGAGAAAACAUCAGAGAAAAAGAAUGAAAAAACUAAAUGCCAUCAUGAGAAAGUUAAGAGUAGAGAUGGAAAAGAGGAGUGAAGAACAAAAAGAGAUCAAAGAGGGACAAAGGCAUGUCAAAGAAAAAUGUGAAGCAAUUGAAUUGGAAUGCGAGCAACUUCGAAAUGAGACUAACCUCAUAAUACAACAAAGUGCCAACACCCAAAGCCGCCUUGUUCUCAUGUUUCAGAUCUUCAAGGCAAGAGAAGACCAAGACUUCACUAUAGCAGCGAAGCUCACUCAGGCAUUGCGUGAACUUAUAACAAUGCAAAACAAGAUAGAAGCUUCAGUGGAAAAUUGUGGAGCAAGUUCUCAUAAAUAA